GUCAAAAUCUUCACGGGCUCCUCGCACCCCGAUCUCGCAGCCCUCAUUCUCGACCGACUAGGAUGUCCAGCCGCGCCUGCGGUUACGAAACGGUUCUCCAACGCUGAAACGGCGGUGGAGAUUGGCGUCUCUGUCCGUGACGAGGAUGUUUAUCUGAUCCAGUCUGGGUCUAUGCAUAUCAACGACCAUCUGAUGGAGCUGCUGAUUAUGAUAAACGCGUGCAAGAUUGCGAGUGCUAAGAGGAUUACGGCUGUCGUGCCAUAUUUCCCAUACAACAAGCAGUCGAAGAAGAAGAAGGCGCGGGGAGCCAUAACCGCUAAACUCGUCGCAAACAUGCUCGCAACCGCCGGAGUAGAUCACGUCAUCACAAUGGACCUGCAUUCCACUCAAGUGCAAGGCUUCUUCAAAACCACGAUAGAUAACCUCGUUGCCGAACCAUGCAUUGCACAGUACAUCAAGGCGAACUAUCCGAACUACCAGGACUCGGUCGUGAUUUCCAAGAACGCUGGAGGUGUCAAGAGAGUGACAGCAUUAGCAGACAAGCUACAAACCGAUUUCGCCUUGAUACAUCGCGAGCGAUAUCACAUACACCAGUCGUCGAAAGGAACUGCGGUCUUAGAUGACGAAGGACGAGAGAACAGAUUGACGCUCGUAGGAGACGUCAACGGAAGAGAUUGUUUUGUUUUGGAUGAUAUCAUUGACGGAACUCAUUCCUUUUUGGACGCGGCGGAACAUCUGAAGCGCUGCAAAGCGUCGACUGUGAGGAUCAUUGCGACGCAUGGAAUUCUUUCCGGGAAUGCGAUGCAGGAGAUUGAUGAUUGUGAGGCUGUUGAUGAGGUGAUCGUAACAAACACGUACCCCUUGGCCUCGAAACAAAAGGCCUCGAAGAAACUACGGGUCAUCGAUAUCAGUGGGGUGCUAGCAGAGGCCAUUCGGAGGAACCACAAUGGAGAGUCAAUCUCGUAUCUAUUUCACACCGCCAUAUGA
Molecule: messenger RNA, 987 nt
Organism: Fimicolochytrium jonesii
Lineage: Eukaryota; Fungi; Chytridiomycota; Chytridiomycetes; Spizellomycetales; Powellomycetaceae
Product: phosphoribosyltransferase-like protein
Exons: 6
Biological process (GO): purine nucleotide biosynthetic process; 5-phosphoribose 1-diphosphate biosynthetic process
Cellular component (GO): cytoplasm; ribose phosphate diphosphokinase complex
Molecular function (GO): magnesium ion binding; ribose phosphate diphosphokinase activity
Source: RefSeq, a predicted model, not a curated record